Molecule: messenger RNA, 642 nt
Organism: Cylindrotheca closterium
Lineage: Eukaryota; Bacillariophyta; Bacillariophyceae; Bacillariales; Bacillariaceae
Source: the annotation of a GenBank genome assembly
AUGUCGGCACCAACAGACGCUCAAUGGGCGGCCAUGCAAAAGGCUGUCCAAUCAAUUGCACAAAGAACAGAAGCAGAACCAUUCCGAACACCCGUCCAAUGGAAAGAAAUAGGUCUUUACGAUUACCCACAAAUCAUUGACAAGCCAAUGGACCUUGGCACUGUCAAAAAGAAGAUUACUGAUCGCAAGUACACAAGUCUCCAAGAGGCUGCUGAAGACGUUAGAUUAGUUUGGGCCAAUUGCAUGACCUACAAUGCAGAUGAAAGUGACUUUCACCUCUUGGCCCAGAGUUUGAGCAAACGAUGGGAAGAAAAGUACUCCAAGUUGGUGGCCGACUUCAAUUUAGACGUCACCAUGGGCGGUACGGAAGAGGGCAGUGCAGCUAAAAUUUCGCUCAGUGAUAAGCGGGAAUUCGCCAAGAGUUUGUAUAAGAUUAGCAAGGAAGACUUGGGAAAGAUUUUGGUCGAAGUCGAUACCAAAUGCCCACAAGCUCUGCUCAAGAAUGCCACUGAAGACGAAUGUGAAUUGAAUAUUGACAAACUUUCGCCUGCCGUCUUUCAAGAAAUGCGACAGUUUGUGGCCACUUGCCUGGAUAAGAGUCGGGGAACCAAAAAGAAGGCUGCUAAGCGAAAGAGUGGGUAG